Messenger RNA from Ananas comosus (pineapple), 1212 nucleotides. Its product is annotated as pentatricopeptide repeat-containing protein At3g12770-like. Gene Ontology annotation, biological process: RNA modification. Gene Ontology annotation, molecular function: protein binding; RNA binding. The transcript has a single exon. The record is from RefSeq and is a predicted model, not a curated record. Lineage: Eukaryota; Viridiplantae; Streptophyta; Magnoliopsida; Poales; Bromeliaceae. Bases 1 to 1212 code for a protein of 403 amino acids. Gene Ontology annotation, cellular component: intracellular membrane-bounded organelle.
AUGCUCGCGCAGUCCCUCCCCCCCGACCCCUCCGUCCUCUCCGCGCUCCUCCGCGGCUGCGCCGCCGCGCGCAGCCUCCGCCUCGGCCGCGCCGUGCUCGACCGCGUCCCCGCGCGCUCCCCGCUCCUCUCCGACCCCUCCGUCGCCGACGCCCUCCUCCUCCUCUACUCCCGCUGCUCCCUCCUCGGCCCCGCGCGCCGCCUCUUCGACGCCAUGCCCCGCCGCACCGUCGCCUCCUGGACCACCGCCAUCGCCAUGUACCACGCCGCGGGCUUCCACCGCGACGCCCUCGACCUCUACCGCGCCAUGCGCACCGAGGCCGAGGCCGACCCCUCCGUGCGCCCCAACGCCUUCACCUACACCGCCGUCCUCAACGCGUGCGCGGGCGCCCGCGACCUAGAGCUAGGGGUCGAGGUCCACGAGGCGAUCCUGCGGGACGGGUGCGGCGCCGACGCGUUCGUGGCCGUGGCGCUCAUCGACAUGUACGCCAAGUGCGGCCGCGUCGCCGACGCCCGCCACGUGUUCGACGCAAUCCCUACCAACCCUCCAUCGGCCGAGGCGUGCACCGCCAUGGUCGAGGGCUACGCCCGCAACGGCGCGCCCAAGGAGGCCAUGGACGUGAUCCGAAGAGCACUGUGCAACGACAUCGAAGUGGGUAAUAAAAUGGGGUUCGCUACAAUGAUAAAACCAUGUAACAUGGAAACGGCACUGCGCAGUGGUCAAGAGAUCCACGCCCACAUCAUCAAAUCUGGGUACAAACCAGGUAUGAAAACCUUAAGCUUGCUUGUAGAAUUGUAUGUAAAAUGUGACCGGAUGGGUAGUGCGAAACAGGUGUUCGACGAAUUGGCUGUGAAGGAUGUAGGUUUGUGGGGGAGAAUGGUGGCUGGGUUUGUGAGAAAUGGGAUGUAUAUACAAGCCUUAGGGAUGUACAUAAAGAUGGUGUCUUUGGAUAUUGGGUUGGAUUCUUUGGUUGUUUAUUGGGCUAUAAAAGCAUGUGUUGGUAUGUUGGGAUUGGAAGAGGGGAAGCAAAUUCAUGGAAGGGUUAUUAAGAUGGGUUGUUUUUCGGAGGAUUGUGUGAUUGAUGGAGUUGGUGAGGUUUAUGGGAGAUGUGGGGAGAGUGGAGAAGCUUAUAAGGUGAAGAAGCUGAGAAAGAAUAGGAUAAAUGGGCUUUUGGCUCAGGUGAAUGUGGUGGAACACGGUUCUCAACAGUAG